AUGUCGAUUGAAGUAACCACACAAAAUAUAUUCCCACAAGAUUACAGAGGUAGAUUAACAGAAGGUGUUACCUAUGAUUAUAGAAAUAAUCAAUUGUUAUGGAUAGAUAUUAUAUUAGGGCAAAUCCAUAGAGUUUCAUUAACUGAUUUAAACAAGCAUGAAAUAUUGAAAUGGGAUAAUCCUAAAGAAAGUGUUGGGUUUAUUGCUCUUACUGAAGUCGAAGAUACUGUUUUAGUUGCAGCAAAGUCAGGAUUAGCUUAUGGGAAUUUCAAAACUGGUAAAUUGGAAUAUUUUUUCAAAUAUCCAUUUAAUGAAUCAGAACAAAAUAGAUUAAGAUCAAAUGAUGGAAUAAUUGAUCCAUGGGGGAAUUUAUGGAUUGGAGUAAUGAAUGAUUUCCACGUUGGUUCAGUACAAGAAGAAGGGUAUUUAUAUAGAAUCACACCAGAAUUAAAAUUAGAUGUAAUGUUAACAAAUACCAAGAUUUCAAAUGGAUUAGCUUUUAAUGAAGAUGGAUCGGAAUUAUAUUGGACAGAUUCUGAGAAUUUUACAAUUUUUAAAUUUAAAUAUGAUAAAGAUACUAAUAAAUUAAGUAGUAAAACUCCUUUUAUAUACACUAAAGAUUUUUAUCCAGAUAUUAAAAGUCCAGAACCUGAUGGAAUGGUACGUACAGAAACUGGGGAUUUUUAUUCAGCUGUCUUCAAUACUGGAACUAUACUUCAUACAAACCAUAAAGGUGAAUUGAUUGAUAAAAUUCAUGUACCAGCAGAAAGAUGUACUUGUGUUACAAUUGGUGGACCAGAAGGUAAUGAAUUAUUUAUAAACACAGCUAAUUUAAAAUUAGAUGAUUUCGAUGCUGAAAUUAACUCGGAAGAUUUAUUUGGAGAUCUUGGUGGAUUUUUAUUUAGAUUGAAAUUUAAACAUGAUUUAAAAGGCCAAAAGAAAAAUAUUUGGGGUGGUAAAGUAUAG
Lodderomyces jiufengensis is the source of this 966-nucleotide messenger RNA. RefSeq names its product Cgr1p (gene CGR1). Gene Ontology annotation, molecular function: calcium ion binding; gluconolactonase activity. Lineage: Eukaryota; Fungi; Ascomycota; Pichiomycetes; Serinales; Debaryomycetaceae. Gene Ontology annotation, biological process: L-ascorbic acid biosynthetic process. The record is from RefSeq and is a predicted model, not a curated record. Bases 1 to 966 code for a protein of 321 amino acids. The transcript has a single exon.